Pezoporus occidentalis (night parrot) is the source of this 3435-nucleotide messenger RNA. It is a transcript of the gene DENND6B, whose product is annotated as DENN domain containing 6B. The transcript has 20 exons. Bases 33 to 1751 code for a protein of 572 amino acids. Gene Ontology annotation, cellular component: recycling endosome. The record is from RefSeq and is a predicted model, not a curated record. Gene Ontology annotation, molecular function: guanyl-nucleotide exchange factor activity. Lineage: Eukaryota; Metazoa; Chordata; Aves; Psittaciformes; Psittacidae.
GCCGGGCCGGGCCGGGCGGAGCGGCCGCUGCCAUGGACGCGCUGUGCCGGGCCGAGUCCCGGCCGCGCCGGCCCGCGGCCGCCUCCCCGCUGCCCUGGGCCCGCUUCUCCGCCUGGCUCGACUGUGUCUGCGUGGUCACCUUCGACCUGGAGCUGGGCCAGGCCAUGGAGCUGGUGUAUCCUUAUGACUUCAGGCUAACAGAGAAAGAGAAAACCAGUAUCUGUUACUUGUCCUUCCCAGACUCCUACUCAGGUGGCCUGGGGGACACUCAGUUCAGCUUCCGCCUGCGCCAGUCGGGGGGGCAGAGGACCACUCACUACGAGGAUGAUGGCGAGUACAAUAGAGAAGCCUCUCUGAUGCUGCAGAGGGAGUCAGCUCAUUACUUUGGUUAUGUGUACUUCAGGCAAGUCAAGGACAGCUCCAUGAAGAGGGGCUAUUUUCAGAAGUCCUUGGUGCUAGUGUCACGCCUUCCAUAUGUGAACUUGUUCCAGUCCCUGCUGCAGCUGAUUGCUCCUGAGUACUUUGACAAGCUGGAGCCAUGCCUGGAGGCAGUGUGCAACGAGAUUGAUCAGUGGCCACCUCCUGUACCAGGACAGACCCUGAACCUUCCAGUGAUGGGCGUUGUCAUUCAGGUGAGAAUCCCAUCAAGGGUGGAUAAGCCAGGAUCAAGCCCAGUGAAACAGUUCAACCAAGAGAAUCUGUUACCAGCCCCAUUGGUUCUCCCCAGUAUUCAUGAACUGGAUCUUUUCAGAUGUUUCCAGCCAGUGUUAAUUCACAUCCAGAUGUUGUGGGAGCUGAUGUUACUGGGAGAGCCAAUUGUUGUCAUGGCACCAUCCCCUACAGUGUCUUCAGAAAUGGUUCUGGCACUUACCAGCUGCCUGGCUCCUCUGAGGUACUGCUGUGACUACCGCCCCUACUUUACCAUCCACGACAGUGAAUUUAAAGAGUACACCACCAGGACACAAGCUCCGCCAAACAUUGUUGUGGGAGUCACAAACCCUUUCUUUAUCAAAACUCUCCAGCACUGGCCACACAUUCUUCGGGUUGGGGAGCUCAAAAUGUCAGGAGACCUACCCAAGCAAGUGAAGGUGAAGAAGCUGGCAAAACUGAAAACUCUAGACACAAAACCAGGAAUCUAUACUUCCUAUAAAACAUUCCUGCACAAAGACAAAACCCUGAUCAAAAGAUUACUAAAGGGGAUCCAGCGGAAGCGCCCGUCCGAAGUCCAAAGUGCCCUUCUGAGACGUCACCUCCUGGAGCUCACCCAGAGUUUCAUCAUUCCCCUGGAGCAUUACAUUGCAAGUCUGAUGCCUCUGCAGAGGGCCAUUACUCCAUGGAAGAACCCUCCACAGAUUCGUCCUUUCUGUCAGGAAGAUUUCAUGAAGACCCUUGAGCAUGCUGGGCCCCAACUUACCUGUGUGCUUAAGGGUGACUGGUUGGGUCUCUACAGAAGGUUCUUCAAGUCUCCCAACUUUGAUGGCUGGUACCGUCAGAGACACCGAGAAAUGACCCAGAAGCUGGAGGCCCUUCAUCUGGAGGCCAUCUGUGAGGCGAACAUUGUAGCCUGGAUGAAGGACAAGUCCGAGGUGGAGAUUGUAGACCUGGUACUAAAACUUCGUGAGAAGCUGGUCCGAGCCAGGUGCCAGCACCUCCCUGUGAAGGAGGAAACACUGCAGAGAGUCAGUCUGUACAUCGAGACCAUCAUCGGCUCCCUGCCCGAGGACCUCCAGGCCGUGCUGCACCACCAUUGAGAAUGGAGCAGGGACGCUGUGGGACAGGGAAGGGUCCUCCCACCCCACUCCGAGCUGUGGGAUGCUGCAGUUGUGUUUGGAAAGGAAACUUCUUCCCUGCUCCAGCCACAUGCCCUAAUCAGGACCUUGCUCACAACCGUGUAGGAUUGUGAUAUGGGUCAACUCUGUAGCAGGAUUAGGAGCCAUGUGCACUGUUCUCUGCCUAGUCUUGCUCUUAGAGCUGGAUUAGGGGCUGUAAAUGGGGCACUGCUCCCUGUGUGGCUGUUGUCAGAUCAGAAAGUGACAGCCAGGCUUCCAGCAGCAUGUGAUAGGCUGUGCAAAACAUGCAUUGCCCAUGUAUACACCUCCAUCUUCAUCUGGUGCUUGGGCUCUCCAAAUUCCAGUGCCUGGGAGGAGCAGGACCAGCCUUGUAGGGGGCAGCUGGUUUCAGGACAGCUCCUGAUGAUAGUCACAGAAUGACAGAACGGUUAUAAUGAGAGAGAUGCUGUUCCCCACACAGAAAUGAUGUGAGAGAAUUGUCCCUACCCAUCCAGCAGCCUGACUCAUGCUGGCGUGAGCCUGAGAGGCAAUGGGAGUGGGAGGAUGAAUUGCUGGACAUGGAACACUGUGUUUCCUCCAAGGCAGAGACAAGAGAAGAAGAAGAAGGGGCUGGUGCAUGUGCAAGGAUCAGCUCUCCAGGGAAUCUCAAUGGGUGCUGUGUGAAAGCAGCUCCCAGAGCUCCACAGAGAGGAGCUGGCCUCCAAAUGUCAUUUAUUCACCCUGGAAAAUCAAGUUUGUGUGCGCUAAUAAUGUACAAGAGAGCUGGAGCUCUGCUGGGCACAGGGAUAAUGUAGCCAGCGCCCUUGCUGAUAAAACGUGUUGGAGAACCUCAUUUCUGCAGCCUGUGUCAGCCUUGCACGUGGGCACCUGGGGAGCAGCCCAUAUGUGAGCCCUGCACCAAGAGCAGCGGGGAGCAGCUCUUCCAGCUCCACCACAGCUUGUCCUCACCACAACCCAGCUUCCAACUCGGUCAUUCUGCUCCCAUUCACCUCUUGGGGAAGACAGAGGGAUGUGUGUGUGCUUCAGGGUGAAUGUAAAAGAGACCAGAGGCUCUGCUGAUGCCCUCUGCCUGAGAGAGCCACCUCUCUGCCUCUGAAGUGGAUUUACCAUAACCCCAUGGUUGGUUGCUUCUCCUAUAAUUACGUUUCUCCAUCCACCAGCCUGGCCAGGGCCUGUUUCCCUGGGUCUGGCAGCCUGCUGCACUCCUAUCCUGUCAGAAGCCCUGGAAUACACAUGGCAGGAGAGCCCAGCAUCACAGCCAGAACCUGCACAAAGGUGUCAGCAGCUUGUGGUGGCAGUGAUGCUGUCUGGUGGCCUCUGCCUGUUGCUGCCUUGGGGCUGUGGAGAUGUUGGUGAAUCUCAGAGGUGGCUGAAUCCUUCCUGCACUUUCUGCUCCAGAGCCAGGCAUGGACAGUGCAGGAACACAGGAAGCUGCUGGGAUCCCCACCAUCUCCAGCCUGGAAGCAGCCACGUGAGGAGACACAGCCAUACGUCCCUGUAGUAAGGAACUUGUACAAUACUCCUAGUGUAUAUUCUGUAUAUAGAGUUGGUGUGCGUCUGUGUGAUAGCUCUGGAGUGACUGUGGUGGACCAAAGCACUAAUGUAUAGUAGAAAGCAUUAGUUUAAAAAAAAACAAAUGAAGCCA